Molecule: messenger RNA, 6067 nt
Organism: Pecten maximus
Lineage: Eukaryota; Metazoa; Mollusca; Bivalvia; Pectinida; Pectinidae
Product: cyclin-dependent kinase 7-like
Exons: 11
Coding region: 30-1052 (340 amino acids)
Biological process (GO): protein phosphorylation; positive regulation of transcription by RNA polymerase II
Cellular component (GO): nucleus; cytoplasm; transcription factor TFIIH holo complex
Molecular function (GO): cyclin-dependent protein serine/threonine kinase activity; RNA polymerase II CTD heptapeptide repeat kinase activity; ATP binding
Source: RefSeq, a predicted model, not a curated record
CAGAAGACCGCGACGGGCAUCAACGCGAAAUGGAAGAAAAGCAAGUUCGCUAUGAAAAAAUAGAGUUCUUAGGGGAAGGACAGUUUGCUACAGUUUACAAGGCUAAAGAUUAUAAAACAGGCAAUAUUGUUGCUGUGAAAAAGAUCAAGGUAGGGACGCGGGCUGAAGUAGCAGAUGGAAUCAACAGAACGGCCCUCCGAGAAAUCAAACUGCUCCAGGAGCUCAGCCAUACACACAUCAUAGGACUUCUUGAUGUCUUUGGGCAUCGGUCAAAUGUCAGUCUUGUUUUUGAUUUUAUGGAGACAGAUUUAGAGAUUGUUAUAAAAGAUAAUGAGAUUGUUCUAACCCCAGGACAUAUAAAGUCAUACAUAUUGCAGACUUUGAAAGGUUUGGAGUACCUACAUUCUCACUGGAUAUUACACAGAGAUCUGAAGCCAAACAAUUUACUUAUCAAUCAGCAAGGUAUACUUAAGCUUGGUGAUUUUGGUCUGGCAAAGUUUUAUGGAUCUCCUACAAGGAUUUAUACACAUCAAGUGGUAACAAGAUGGUACCGGUGUCCAGAGUUGUUGUUUGGUGCCCGUCAGUAUGGUACAGGAGUAGAUAUGUGGGCUGUUGGAUGUAUCCUUGCUGAACUCUUACGGCGGGUACCUUUCCUGCCAGGAGAUACAGAUUUGGAUCAGCUGAGCAGGAUAUUCCAGACACUGGGCACACCCAAUGACGAAGUCUGGCCUAACAUGGUUGAUCUACCAGACUAUGUGCAAUUCAAGGACUUCCCUGGCACGCCGCUACGUGAGAUUUUUAUCGCAGCAUCAAAUGAUUUGUUGGAGCUCUUGUCAAAACUUCUCAAUAUGGACCCACUAAAGAGAUGCACAGCCACACAGGCAUUGCAGAUGGACUAUUUUAUAAUGAAGCCACACCCUACUCCAGGACAUCUACUUCCUAUGCCUGGUAGUAACAAAAUCAAAGACCAGAACCAACUUGAUAAUAGAUUUAGCCUCAAACGCAAACUUCAAGGUGAUACAGGUGGUUUAGUGAAGAGGUUGGUGUUUUAAAGGAACAUGGAGGGAAAGUACCACAGAUGGUUGGAGUGAUUUUACUGGUAAAAUAUUGUCAAACAAGAAACACUUCACUAUAUUUACAAAUUGUACUGAUUUUUGAUGUAAAGUUCAUAAGAAGAUUCCUUAAUUAAAGGAAAAAUGAAAAUUUGCUGAUUUUUUUUGUUUGACAAUAUUUAGGUGGAGAUUGGAUGCAUUGAAAGGGAGUGUGACAUUGUAACUGUUACUUUGUGGGUGAGCAAAUGUGUGUGACAUUGUGAGUGAGUGUGACAUUGUGAGUGAGUGUGACAUUGUGAGUGAGUGUGACAUUGUGAGCUAUAGCGAGUGUGUGUGACAUUGUCAUCCUCAUUAUUUUAUUUAUUACACCUAUCACUUGUUGAUCAUUUUCUGCACGUUGUUACAGAUAUGUGGACAAAUGGAAGAUUGUUUUGUUAUAUUUACCUUGUGACUUCAGGUUGUGAAAACUAAACAUUUUUCUCACUAGGAAAUUACUGUUCCAAUAAGUCGAAAAAAAUAAACAUUAUACAGUAUCCCAUGGAUUGUACUGUCAAACUCUCUUUCAUAUUUAAGCAUUUUCAAAUUAAAUUUUCUGGAACAAACAUUUGCAUUGCUGCAGAUAAGCAUAAAAAAAUAUACAAAUUUGUACGGAACGAAAUAUUGACAAGCCAUAUUCGAUGAUGGUUUCACUCUAUUUGUAUCGGGCAUUUCUGUCAGACAGAUUUCAGUAAUAUAUAUACAACUAAAAGUUUUAAUUUUAUAUACAAAAUGUAUGUCACUAGGUAAAUAUGAUAUUAGUGUAAAUAAAAAGUUUCUAUGGGCUUGACCAAGACUCUGGAAUUCUAUUUGUGAGCUCUGGUGAGAUUUGCUAUUCCAGGAACCAGGGUGUUUCAGCUUAAAGUUUUGAUGUAAUCUGGUCCUUGUUUUUGCUUUAAACCAGAUCUGAAAAGAAAAUUUCAAUAAAAUGACAAGCUUGUGUCCAGUUCUGUAACAAUAGAAGGUUUUGCUCUUACACAGUAAUAUUACAUUAUACUUUUACUCAUAAUAAUACUGUGGGCUCUCAUAAUGACUCAAGAAUAUUAAUAACCUUGCGAUGACUCAAAAAUGCUAAUAACAACAGGCAGUUUUUGUUACAUCACUCAUUGCUUAAGAAGUCAGUUAUGAGUUAUGAUGUUACACAAUAUUGUUAAAACCAUGGCCCUAUAAGGAACUUUCAAAGACUCACAGAUAUGACUGGUCGAAUUCUCGGACUUGCCCCAGUAAACUUAGUAUUUUUUACACAAAAGUAUGUUUCAUGUUAUAAGAGCUGUUUGAAAAAGGAGAGCAUGUCUCUUUAAUGAUCAUCUCUUCUUUGUAGAAAGGAGAACAUGUCUCUUUAAUGAUAAUCUCUUCUUUGUAGAAAGGAGAACAUGUCUCUUUAAUGAUCAUCAUCUCUUAUUUGUAAAAAGAACAUGUCUCUUUAAUGAUCAUCUUUGUAAAGGCAUUAUUAGUUUCUGUUAUUAUUAGAGGUUAUUGUAACAAAUAUGCAUUGAAAUAAAACAUAUUUUACUUGUUAUCCUACCUAUUCCAUGAAUAGGAGGCUGAUGUAUGUUGUUGUUGGAUACGAUAGCUCAGGCAUUGGUGAUCGUUAAAGUAUGUUGCAGUAUGGCCUUCAAAAUAUUUACUAGGAUAUUAAUAUUAGGUAGGUACAAUAUGUAUAUAGAUUUCCUAGGGUUCCAGCAUUAAUGCAGUUCAGAUAAGCAAAACUAUUUUUUGUCCUGUUUUGAAUUUUAUUUUUGUUCAAAUUGAUGAAAUUGGACAAAUAUUUGAAGUAGAAAAAUGUUUGGUACAGAAUUUUACAAUGUGUCAAAUCUUGUUUUAUAUAUGUAAAAAGAAAACUAAUGAGAUCAAACUCUUUCGGAAAAUUUUCUGACAAAAUGCAGUAAAGUAUAUCUUAUCUACUCCUGUGAUUAAUCUAUUUUUCAGAAUUUUCUGAUUCCAUAUACUAACAUGUAAAAUUCUGUCAACAAAAACAAUGGACCUAAGUAAUUAGUUCUUUACUGCAAAAUAUGUUUGUAGCAAACGAUAUGAAUAUUAAUGAUAGAAUAAUGAACAUAUUUUACCAUAUUUAUCAUGAGAUAGAGCCAAAGUUUGUGAUGUAGUAUAUGUUACAGUGCCAUUGAAUUUCCAAACUACUUACAUUGCACUUGUACAAAUGUAUCUUGUAACCAAACUGUGAUGUGAAUUGUUUACCAAUUACAGUGUAGUUCAGAAUACUGUCACUUCCAAAAUAUUUUUGAAAGAUUUUCUUUUAAAUAUUUAAAAUGAAUACUGAAUUUAUUAUUUUGUAUCUUUCCGUGAUUCUGAAAUUUAUUUUGAUAAUUAACAACUGAGCCAAAAGCGUUGCGAUAUUAUAUCAUUGUUCAUUGACUUAAACAGUGAUUGUCAUGUAUUUCUGGAUGUACAAACUUAAAGGUAUUUAUCUAUAAAAUUAUGAAGCCAUUCCUAAUCUUCGUAACACUGCUUUGGAAUUAGCAAACACACACCGAAUCAGAGUGAAAUUCCUGCAGAUCAGGCUAGUUGAUUUAUGUCUUUAAGAAUACAUAAUACAUAUUCUUUACCUAAAAAAUUAAAAACAAAACAAAAAAACAAACUUAACACAGUAAUUGUUUACUUCCUCACAAGAUUUGUUCACAUAUUCCUGUUUUUAUCACAUUGUCUUCACUGCCUUUGAUAAUACUUGUCAGAUGAGAUUGGUUUUGAUAAAUUUUCAAACAUGACCUUCUUACUUUCAGUAACAAAAGUUUUGCCGUUUUAUUUUUGGUAUAGUAUAUUAACUAUCAAUACUUAAGAGGGAAUGAUUUAAAGUUCCUAUAAAGGGACAUUUGUUACAUUUCAUGAAGGCUAUGCCAUUCUGGAUUUCCAUACUUUCGCUUUAAUUAGAAUAAAGAACAAAAAUAUUUUUGUUUUAGUAUAAGGAUUCUGCGAAGUACACCUGUGUUGAUUUUUACCUCACCGAAUCUAUGCUGUCACACGGAUGCAAUUGUUUUGUUAUUAUUUAUUCUGUUUUUUUUUUAAUUUGCACUUUGUUAAAAUGUGAGUUCCUUUCUAGUUAAGCCAGUAUUUGGUUGGUGUCUUUAGAAUCUUGCCUCUUGAACGAUAUUGUAACAUUAUUAUCUGAACUAUAGUGCUCUUUUUGAUAUAAUUACAAGUAUUAAAAGAAUUAUGUUGAUAGAUUGACAAAAUCACAUUUAUAUGUUUAUUUUAGUUUCUAAAACAAUUAUCAUAAUGUAGGACAAUAUGUUCCUAUUCUUUACUAGUAUAUAGCCAUGUGACUUGUGACUUUUGUAAGGAGAAAAAGAUUGAAAAUAUUUGACUACAGUUAAACUUCAUUAUCUAGGACUUGGAUAAUUCCAAGACCCUGCAUAAAUCAAAUGAAGAAUUCAGUCCUGAGAGUAAAAUAUACUCGCUUACCUUAAAUACUCGGUAUAUGUCAAAGUUUUUUCAUGACUUCACCUACUCCGAGAUACUAAAGUUUGACUGUUGCUAUCAUGCAAUUUUUUCUACAACGAAAAUACCUAUGUUGAUUAUGUAUGAUCAUUGAGAUAUGUAAAACAGUUUAUGUGCAAUUAAGUGUACAGUGUACGUUUCAAAUGGAUGCGUCGUCUGUACAGUGUGCGUUUGAAAUGGAUACGUCGUCUGUACAGUGUAUGAUACAUUGUCUGUACAGUGUACGUUUGAAAUGGAUGUGUCUGUACAGUGUACGUUUGAAAUGGAUGCGUCGUCUGUACAGUGUGCGUUUGAAAUGGAUACGUCGUCUGUACAGUGUAUGAUACGUCGUCUGUACAGUGUACGUUUGAAAUGGAUGCGUCGUCUGUACAGUGUAUGAUACAUUGUCUGUACAGUGUGCGUUUGAAAUGGAUGCGUUGUCUGUACAGUGUACGUUUGAAAUGGAUGCGUCGUCUGUACAGUGUACGUUUGAAAUGGAUACGUUGUCUGUACAGUGUACGAUACAUUGUCUGUACAGUGUAUGAUACAUUGUCUGUACAGUGUAUGAUACAUCGUCUGUACAGUGUAUGAUACAUCGUCUGUACAGUGUAUGAUACAUCGUCUGUACAGUGUAUGAUACAUCGUAUGUACAGUGUAAGAUACAUCGUCUACAGUGUAUGAUGCAUCGUCUGUACAGUGUAUGAUACAUCGUCUGUACAGUGUAUGAUACAUCGUCUGUACAGUGUAUGAUACAUCGUCUGUACAGUGUAAGAUACAUCGUCUGUACAGUGUAUGAUACAUUGUCUGUACAGUGUGCGUUUGAAAUGGAUGCGUUGUCUGUACAGUGUAUGUUUGAAAUGGAUGCGUCGUCUGUACAGUGUACGUUUGAAAUGGAUAUGUUGUCUGUACAGUGUAUGAUACAUUGUGUGUACAGUGUAUGAUACAUCGUCUGUACAGUGUAUGAUACAUCGUCUGUACAGUGUAUGAUACAUCGUCUGUACAGUGUAAGAUACAUCGUCUACAGUGUAUGAUGCAUCGUCUGUACAGUGUAUGAAACAUUGUCUGUGCAGUGUAUGUUUGAAAUGGAUACAUCAUCUGUACAUCAAUUUUCGAAAGGGUAACACUCAUGGCACACCAACCCAGACAGAAAAUGUUCCAACAUUUGGUUAUGGAUUUUAUUUGAAACUUUAAAAUAGAAAUUUCUUUAAAGUACAAUAUUCUUCACUCAGCAAUGUCCAGACUAACUCGUUCUUAAUACUCCAUUGGUAACAUUCACUUUCGCUCUUUUCACAGAGCGAAAUUAAAAGUAUUCCCAGAAGUAUUGAGGAGGGACUACAUGUAACUGGAUGAAUGAAAUGAUAAAUAGGCUAACUUCUAUGGGUUUUCUUUUAGAGAAGAAUGUUGUUUAUGAUUAUGUUGAGCAAUGAAGGCAAGUUAGCAUUAUACAUUAAGUCAAUUGUAGCAAUUUUUGCACAGAAUAUGCAACCGAAGCUAUUCUUGUAUGUGGAUAAGACAGCAGAAUCCAAAUAAAAGUCUUACAAACUAUA